AUGAAUAAGAUUUUCCGAAGCGAUGAAGCAGCAUAUGAAUUUUAUAGGAGGUUCGGCAAAUGUUUUGGUUUUGGUAUUCGAAAGGGUGACUCGGGAAAAGAUGAAAGUGGAAGGGUUAUUCGUCGUAGAUUUUUUUGUAAUAGAGCUGGCCUGCGACAACGUCACUAUGAUAGGCUAGAUAGGAAUAGAGGUCAUAGACUGAAAACGUGCACAAAUUGUGAGGCAAAGCUGUCAGUCUACCUUGAUGUGGUCAGUGGUAAAUGGAGGGCUCAUGGUGUUCCGACGUCCAAGAUUCUGGGGUAUAUGGCUGGACAGGCUGGUGGCUAUUCUCUAAUGGGCUUCACUAAGAAGGAUGCUUACAAUUAUAUUAACAAGGCUAAGCGUGCAAAGAUUAUUGAUGGGGACGCCAACGCGACUGUUGUAUACUUGGAGGGAAAAGCGGGGGGAGAUCCGAUGUCGAUGGCUAGGUAUAAUCUUACUAAGGAUAAUAUGCUGGCCAAUAUGUUUUGGGCGGAUGGUGGCAGUAGAGUUGAUUACCAAAACUUUAGGGAUGUUCUAGCCUUUGAUUCGACCUACAAGAAAAAUAAAUAUCAGAGGCCGCUGGUGAUAUUUUCUGGUGUGAAUAACCAUAAGCAGACGACAAUAUUUGGGUUUGGGUUGGUGUUAGAUGAAAGCGUUGGGUCUUAUAAGUGGUUGCUAGAAAAUUUGUUGGAAGUCAUGUGUAACAAGAAGCCGUCAGUUGUCGUCACGGAUGACUGUGAUUCAAUGAAAGCUGCAAUCAAUUCUUUUUUUCCGGAGGCAACGCAUCGAUUGUGUGCUUGGCAUAUGGAGAAGAACGUAACUGCUAAUGUGAAGGAAAAGAGACUGCGGCAAUGUUUCACCCGGUGGCUGUACUCGGAGAUGGAAAUAGAUGAAUUUGAGGCUGAGUGGGACGAUGCAGUUGAAGAGUAUGGGUUACAAAACAGUUUUUGGGCCAAAGAAACUUUUCAGAAAAGGAUGAUGUGGGCUAAUGCGUAUCUACAAGACAAGUUCUGUGCAGGCUUUCGGACAACAUCCUGGUGCGAAGACAUUAACGCGUAUGUGAAGAAUUUUCUUAAGUCUAGGCAUAGUCUCGUUGAUAUGGUUCAAAAUUUAGAGUUGGUUGUGCGAGAGUACCGCAAUAACGAAUUGCUUGCACAAUUUAGAUCACUCCAUGGGAUGCCGGUUAUGACAACUUGUUUGGAUCCUCUUGAAAAGUAUGCUGCAGAUGCAUACACGCGGGAGAUAUUCGUUGAUGCGAAAAAGGAAAUAGUGGGUGUCAGUGCAGUUAAUUUUGUAGCCAAGAAUAGACAUUCAACUACAAUGGUGUACACAUUGGAGGAAUACGGCAACCCAGGUAUAGAGAGGUGGCGCAAGGAAGCAAAGUCGUUGGAUAAAUAUGCCGAGAUAGCAGAAGUUGGUAGUGAAAGGGGUUUCUUGUUGUGCCAUGGUGCACUUCAUGCAGCCGCACAGUGGAUGCUAUAUGUCGGAGCUAGGAGCCCAUCCUCUUUCACACAAGCACUUAACGGUCUCCACACGUUGUGUCAGGAACUGGAUAGAGGCCAUGAAAAUGUCCGUCAGAACAAAGCACAUGACACGGUUGAAAUGCAUGACCCUGCUGUGGUGAAGACCAAGGGUGCCCCUCGUGUGAGGAGGCAAGGCGGACGGAAAAGGCGCUGCACCCGUUGCCGCAAAACGAGUCACCUAAAACGACACUGCAAUUCCGAUGGUGCCUUUGUAUCAAAAGCUAAAGACAACAAAGAUUUUGAGGCAAUAAAUUUAGGGUCGGAGGGGUCAUCGCCAACGGAAGGGGUUUGCUCAGAGUCAUCAGGUUCGAAGAUUAGAUUACAAGAUGAAAUUCCUGCUGCAAGUGGACGUAGUGAGACUAUGGAAUGCGAAAGGAACGUGAUAAAUAACACCGAUGAUUUACUAAAACAGCUACUGACUCAAAUAACUGAUAUCAGUUCAAGACUGGGUUCGAGGUUCCCUACAUAA
Arachis stenosperma is the source of this 2013-nucleotide messenger RNA. RefSeq names its product protein FAR1-RELATED SEQUENCE 5-like. Bases 1 to 2013 code for a protein of 670 amino acids. Lineage: Eukaryota; Viridiplantae; Streptophyta; Magnoliopsida; Fabales; Fabaceae. The record is from RefSeq and is a predicted model, not a curated record. Gene Ontology annotation, biological process: regulation of DNA-templated transcription. The transcript has 5 exons.